Meriones unguiculatus (Mongolian gerbil) is the source of this 2194-nucleotide messenger RNA. RefSeq names its product integrator complex subunit 15 (gene Ints15). The record is from RefSeq and is a predicted model, not a curated record. Lineage: Eukaryota; Metazoa; Chordata; Mammalia; Rodentia; Muridae. The coding region runs from base 279 to 1625 and encodes 448 amino acids. The transcript has 6 exons.
CCCCUGCGGGCCGCCGUCGCCACUCCGGGAUUCCGCCGCCGGUUCGGCCGAGCGGCGUCGGCUCCCGCGGCUCUGGGCGGCGCCGCGGUCGGACCCAGGGCGCCCGCUGGCCCGUGGCGGCGGCGGCGGCGACGACGAUGGUCCCCUGAGCGGGCCGGCGCCUGGUAGCGGCGGGCGGGCGGACGCCGCGGCCCUGCCCGCGUCGGGGCCCAGCCUGGUCGCGCCUCUUUGUCUCCGGGCGGAAGUGGGACGCGCGGCGGGGACGCGGCGGCCGCACCAUGAGCGACAUCCGCCACUCGCUGCUGCGGCGCGACGCGCUGAGCGCCGCCAAGGAGGUGCUGUACCACCUGGACAUCUACUUCAGCAGCCAGCUGCAGAGCGCGCCGCUGCCCAUCGUGGACAAGGGCCCCGUGGAGCUGCUGGAGGAGUUCGUGUUCCAGGUGCCCAAGGAGCGCGGCGCGCAGCCCAAGAGACUGAAUUCGCUCCAGGAGCUCCAGCUUCUUGAAAUCAUGUGCAGUUAUUUCCAGGAGCAAAGCAAGGACUCUGUGCGGCAGAUCAUUUUCUCGUCCCUUUUCAGCCCUCAAGGGAACAAAGCUGACGACAGCCGGAUGAGCUUGUUGGGAAAGCUGGUGUCCAUGGCCGUGGCUGUGUGUCGGAUCCCCGUGUUGGAAUGUGCGGCCUCCUGGCUCCAGCGGACGCCUGUGGUCUACUGCGUGAGGCUGGCCAGGGCCCUUGUGGACGACUACUGCUGUUUGGUGCCAGGCUCUGUCCAGACGCUAAAGCAGAUCUUCAGUGCCAGUCCCCGCUUCUGCUGCCAAUUCAUCACAUCCGUGACCGCGCUCUACGACCUGUCAUCAGAUGACCUCAUCCCACCUUUGGACUUGCUUGAAAUGAUUGUCGGCUGGAUUUUCGAGGACCCGAGGUUGAUUCUCAUCACGUUUUUAAAUACUCCCCUCGCCGCCAACCUGCCCAUAGGAUUUUUAGAGCUCACGCCCCUCAUUGGGCUGAUCCGCUGGUGCGUGAAGGCCCCUCUGGCUUACAAAAGGAGGAAGCCUUGCCUGUCCAACGGCCACAUUGGUCACAAGGUUGCCAAGGACUCGGGCACGGGCACGGACAGAGACUCCCACCUGCUGUACUCGAAGCUGCACCUGAGCGUCCUGCAGGUCCUGAUGACGCUGCAGCUGCACCUGACGGAGAAGAACCUGUACGGGCGCCUGGGCCUCAUCCUCUUCGACCACAUGGUCCCCCUUGUAGAGGACAUCAACAGACUGGCUGAUGAACUGAACCCCCUCAAUGCCUCCCAGGAGAUCGAGCUUGCCUUGGACCGCUUGGCCCAGGCCUUGCAGGUGGCCAUGGCCUCGGGGGCCCUGCUGUGCACGAGAGAUGACCUGAGAACUUUGUGCUCCCGGCUCCCCCAUAACAACCUGCUCCAGCUGGUGAUCUCGGGCCCAGUGCAGCAGCCGCCACACACCACCCUACCCCCUGGGUUCUACCCGCACAUCCACACUCCCCCGCUCGCCUACGGGGCUGUGCCAGCCCACCCAGCUGCCCACCCGGCCCUGCCUACACACCCAGGGCACACCUUCAUCUCAGGCGUGACCUUUCCAUUCAGGCCCAUCCGCUAGGCUGGCCCUUCCGAGCCGCCAAGCGGCUGUGUGCCUUGCACCUGGGCCAAGGAAGCCUUCAGAAAGAGGGGUGCUGGCCCCGUGGUGAGGAUCCCCGGAGGCAGCCCUCCAGCCGGCAGAACUGUCUUGGUACUGAUGUCCCAAGGUGCUGUUGCCCGGGUGCCUCCUGCCUGGUCAUGUUAAAUAAAUAUCCAGAUUGGAUGGAUGAAAGGGAGUGCGCUCGGCCCCUGCGGCAGCGCCCGGUGUUCUUGAACACGCCGGUCCCAGAGUGACAGUCGCUCGCGCACACGGGCUCCGCCCGCCACCAGGGAACCUGGCGGGCAGGCCGGCCCGCGGGUCCAUUUGCCCUGCCUCAGGAGUGUGCUGAGUCUCUGCCACCAGCACGGUUUGUGCAGCUCCAUGAGCUCAGAGUGCGGAGGGCGAGACCCGCGCUUGUCCGCAGCACUGGGCACUGCUCAGGGACACCCGUCGGGAUUCCCCGUCACUUGGAAAGGACCUUCUGUGUUUUCUUGAGGGAUAUCUCUAAAUUUUCCUUUCAUGUGUUCAAAAUAAAUUUUUUCUAAACCGUU